AUGUUAAUCGGUGAAAGAACCCAUUUUUGGACAAGAGAGAUUGAGAGUAGAUUAGAAAGAAAAUUGGCUGACAUGGAAGCUCCGAAGUUCUCAAAAAGUUGUACUAUUACAGAAUGUCAAGAUCCAGGUGCACUUCCUGAUUGGCCAAUGGCUCCUGGUAAGAAUGCUGCUAAAACUACAAAUCCAUUCUGGAACAAACUGUCGGCUUCUAACCCGUUUCUGGACGACAUAGCACAACUAAGAACUAACCAGAAGAGGGAUAAUAUUUCCAUCUUAAAAGAAGAUCCCUUUCUCUUUUUUAGAGAAAUAGAAACUGGAAAUUCCUUUGAUUCCUCUGGCGAUGAACUUGAUGUUCAUCAAUUGCUCAGGAAGUCUCCCUCAAGGAAAUCUGGGAGAUCCAAAAGUGUUUCUGAACUCCUGGACAUUCUGGAUGACACAGCAUGCGCCCCUCAUAGUUUACAUAACUCCCAACAGAUCCUGGCACAAGACUUAGAAUGGCUCCAGAAUGAUCGAGAGGCUUAUAAAAUGGCGUGGUUAAGUCAGCGCCAGCUGGCCCGCUCCUGCUUGGAUUUGGAUGCCAUCAGUCAGAGUCCUGGGUGGGCCCAAACCCAAGUCGCAGAAACCACCCUGGUUUGCAAACUAACCCACCAAGGAGGAUCGGUGCAAUUGCCUGAAGGAGACAUCACUGUUCAUGUGCCUCAAGGUCACGUCGCUGUGGGAGACUUCCAAGAGGUGUCUCUCAGAGUCUUCCUUGAUCCCCCACCAAGACUCAACCAUGAUCUUUCAUGCACGAUUAGUCCACUGCUGGAAAUCACGCUGAGUAACCUUAACACAAAGGAAUCUCUUCUCCUGGAGAUGAGAAUUGGGGCUGAAGUGAGGAAAGAUCCUCUCAGCCAAGUCCGGACAGAAAUAGUGUGCUUGCAAAGUUCAUCGAAAGAAGGUCCUUUUGAUGCCUUGGACAAUUGCUACAUUUAUAAAGAUACCAUCCAAGUCAAGCUCCUCAACUUGAAUCCAGUGAUGUAUCUUGUGGUGGUAGCUCAAACUAGAGCUCUCCAAUCCUCAGCUGCCACCAUCUGGGAUUGUAUUCACAAAACUACCUCAGUUGGAAUGUAUGGCCCCAAAUACAUACACCCCAGUUUCACUGCUGUUUUCACAGUUUGUGGACACAGGUAUAUGCCUGGAAAGCUUACAAUCUCUGACAUCAAGAAGGGUAAAAACGCAUCUCCAGUGGUGUUUCAUCUCUGGGGGAAGCAUUCAUUCUCACUUGAUAAACCUCAGGAUUUAAGUAUUUCUGCAGUUUCAUGUGAUCCUAAUUUCAAAGUUAAGGUGGAUGCAGAAAAGAAAGAAAUUAAACAACAGCAGUUGGAAGCGGGUGCAGUUGUUCAUGAACAGUUUUUGUUUUCUAUAGUUGAACCCAGGGAGAUGCACUUGUUUGUUUUUCAUGUUCAAGUGGAGACUCUGAAUGGUAGUCAAGUUACCCAAUUCACGAUCACUACACCUGACCCAGCCCCAAACAUUAAAAGACUCCCAAAUCUUUCAGGUGCUUUAAAGGAUGAGAAGGAACUCAAGUCUGCUGCUUUAUUACCAACAGUGAGUAUUAAGUAUCCUAGAUUUCAAGACAGAAAGUUGAAUUUGACCAAGUAUGGAGUCACUCUGAAGUCUAUGCUACGACAAGUUAAGAUUGACUACCUCCUGGAAUAUUUCAAAGGGGACACUAUAGCUCUACUUGGAGAAGGAAAGAUAAAAGCCAUUGGACAAUCCAAAGUGAAAGAAUGGUAUGUGGGAGUCCUCAGAGGUAAGGUUGGACUUGUGCAUUGCAAAAACGUCAAGGUCAUUUCAAAGGAACAAGUAAUGUCUGUGUCAGACACAGUCUUUACAACCAAGAAUCUUCUAGAACAAAUUACCCUGCCCUUGAAAAAACUGACUUAUGUCUACUCAGUUGUAUUGACCUUGGUGACAGAAAAAGUGUGUGACUGGAAAGUUUUAGCUGAAAUUCUGGGUUACUCACACCAAGCACUGGAAGAUUUCAAUCAAAUACACACAGACCAAGAAUCAGAAAAGGUUGCUUGUGUCCUGCAGAAGUUAAAGGAAGAUUGCCAUGAUCACAGACCUACCCGGAAGUUUCUUUAUGAACUCAUUGUGGCUCUGUUGAAGAUGGAUUGUCAAGGGUUAGUGAUACAUCUGACCCAGGAGGCUGUCCUUCUGACAUCAGCUGUCAAGCUCGGAAAAGCUUGGAGGGAACUGGCUGAAAAGUUAACACGACUCACAAAGCGACAAGGCGAGGCCUUUCAGAUUCCUCAUCGUGGGAAAGCGGCAGAUGUGUCUGUGGAGAUGAUGUGGAAGCCUGCCUAUGAUUUUCUCUGCACUUGGAGCGCUCACUAUGGAACCAGCUACAGAGACGCACUGCAAGAGCUCCAGGCAGCUUUGGACGGAAUGAAACACCCCGUGACCAAACAGUGGAGAGACCUCACUGGAGCCUUAAUAUUAGUCCAUUCUUUAGAAGUCCUGAGGGCCAAUGCGUUCUCCAUGUUUGAGGAAACAUAGAAAUGAAG
Molecule: messenger RNA, 2552 nt
Organism: Ochotona princeps (American pika)
Lineage: Eukaryota; Metazoa; Chordata; Mammalia; Lagomorpha; Ochotonidae
Gene: MACC1
Product: MET transcriptional regulator MACC1
Cellular component (GO): cytoplasm
Source: RefSeq, a predicted model, not a curated record